GAUCUGGUGUCUCCUUCAAUGGAUUCACCACCUCCGGGCGGAGAGCCGCAGCCGCGAUCCCGGGGGAAGCCGAAACUUUGCUAGGAGACUUUCCCGGGAAAGACGGAAGCGGAGGCAAGCAAGAAAGAAAGGAAGAAAGAAAAGAAGAAGAGAAGAACGCCAGAAAGGAAGACUAGAACUUGGAGAGCUUUUGAACUCCGGACCAUGUGAGAACCGGCUGCAGAAUUCCUCCUGCCUUCUGCUUGUGCCCAAAAUGUCUAGAUUGGGGUGAAACCGACUCAACAAGAUUUUGCAAAGAAGCUCUUGCUACUACAGGUCGCAAAAGGGGAUCACAUGGCCUGGGACACUGCUACCGUCAUAAGUGUGAAUCGAUUGCCAAGCGUCUGAAUGUGAAUCACAUGAUCGCGGGGAUGCCGGGACAGUCGCACACUCGGUGUGUCUAGGGUGAAGCUGUGGUCCCCUGGACAUUCUCCAGACCAUCUGCAGCCAGAAGGUCAAGUGGCCCAUGGACAAGAGGACAGAGGUCUUCUAACCGGUGGGAUGGAGGACACAGUCUCCAAGGAAGAGACCCAGCCUCUCCCCUCCCCGAAGGGGCCUUCGGACUGCAAAGACGGAAGCGAUUGCACGGAGAACCGGCAUCUCCUGGACAAGGCCACCAAGCCGACCUUAGAACUGACCGACGGGGUCCAGAAACCCAACCCAGCCAGCCAUGGUGAAAAUCGAGCCACCAGUCCAGUGUCCAAUGGCUUCUCUGGAGCCCAGAGCCCUCUCGGUCCUGGCAAGGUGGCAGGAGACACCCUGGGCCUCCCCUCCGGACCCUCCCCUGGCCCGCCGACCACCGCCAUCUUCGGGGUGGUAGGAUCUCAACCGCCCUUGACGGAACAGCGGGAGAGAGAGACCUGGAGUAAAAAAAUGGACUUUCUCCUCUCGGUCAUCGGUUAUGCGGUAGACCUGGGCAACGUUUGGCGCUUUCCGUACAUAUGUUACCAAAAUGGUGGAGGGGCCUUCCUCAUACCGUACGCAAUCAUGGCCAUCUUCGGAGGAAUCCCUCUCUUCUACAUGGAGCUGGCGCUGGGGCAGUACCACCGCCAUGGCUGCAUCUCCAUCUGGAGGAAGAUCUGCCCCAUCUUCAAAGGCAUCGGCUACGCCAUCUGCAUCAUCGCCUUCUACGUGGCCUCCUACUACAACACCAUCAUGGCCUGGGCCUUGUAUUACCUCGUCUCCUCCUUCCGCAGCGACCUGCCCUGGGUCAGCUGCGACAACGCCUGGAACACCCCGCACUGCAUGAAUUAUUUCUCCAACCAGAGCAUCGCUUGGACGGCCAACUCCUCCUCCCCGGCCGAAGAAUUCUAUACGUAA
Molecule: messenger RNA, 1359 nt
Organism: Pantherophis guttatus
Lineage: Eukaryota; Metazoa; Chordata; Lepidosauria; Squamata; Colubridae
Source: RefSeq, a predicted model, not a curated record